GCCGACGAGCUCAGCUCUUUGGGCUCCGAUUCGGAGGCCAACGGCUUCGCAGAGCGGCGUAUCGACAAGUUCGGCUUCAUCGUGGGCUCUCAGGGCGCCGAGGGCGCGCUGGAGGAAGUCCCCCUGGAGGUCCUGAGGCAGAGGGAGUCCAAGUGGCUGGAUAUGCUCAACAACUGGGACAAAUGGAUGGCCAAGAAGCACAAAAAGAUCCGCCUGAGGUGCCAGAAGGGCAUCCCGCCUUCUCUUCGAGGCCGGGCGUGGCAGUACCUGUCAGGAGGCAAGGUGAAGCUCCAGCAGCAUCCUGGGAAGUUUGACGAGCUGGACAUGUCGGCCGGGGACCCCAAGUGGCUGGACGUGAUUGAGCGUGACCUUCACCGGCAAUUUCCUUUCCACGAGAUGUUUGUGUCCCGAGGAGGCCAUGGCCAGCAGGACCUAUUCCGGGUGCUGAAGGCCUACACAUUGCACCGGCCUGAGGAGGGCUACUGCCAGGCCCAGGCGCCCAUUGCAGCCGUUCUGCUCAUGCACAUGCCUGCAGAGCAAGCCUUCUGGUGCCUGGUGCAGAUCUGUGAGAAGUACCUGCCUGGCUACUACAGCGAGAAACUGGAGGCCAUCCAGCUGGAUGGGGAGAUCCUUUUCUCGCUGCUUCAGAAGGUAUCCCCCGUGGCCCACAAGCACCUGAGCCGGCAGAAGAUCGACCCGCUGCUCUACAUGACCGAGUGGUUCAUGUGCGCCUUUGCCCGCACCCUGCCCUGGAGCUCUGUGCUGCGCGUCUGGGACAUGUUCUUCUGUGAAGGUGUCAAAAUCAUCUUCCGGGUGGGGCUGGUACUGCUGAAGCAUGCGCUGGGUUCCCCCGAGAAGCUGAAGGCCUGCCAGGGCCAGUACGAAACCAUCGAACGGCUGCGGAGCCUCAGCCCCAAGAUCAUGCGGGAGGCCUUCUUGGUCCAGGAGGUGGUGGAGCUGCCUGUGACAGAGCGCCAGAUUGAGCGGGAGCAUCUUAUUCAGCUGCGGCGCUGGCAGGAGAUGAGGGGCAAGCUGCAGUGCUGCUCCUCGCCCCGGCUGCACGGUGCCAAGGCCAUCUUGGAGGCCGAGCCUGGCCCCCGGCUGGCCCUGCAGCCAUCACCGUCCAUUCGCCUGCCCUCCGACGCCCCGCUCCCUGGCUCCAAAGCCAAGCCCAAGCCUCCCAAACAGUCCCAAAAGAAGGAGCAGCAGAAGCAGGCGACAAAGGCAAGCCAGCAACCGGACCAGGCCCCAGCCCCAGCCCCAGCUGAGGUGGCCACUGCUGCGGGAGAUGCAUGCCCACCACGGGACAUGACCCCGAAGGACCCAGCCCCCCAGGACUCAGUCCACCACCACUCCCAGGAGAGUCUGACGUCCCAGGAGAGCGAGGACACCUACUUGUAACCCCGGCAGUUGAGGCCUCCGGGCAGGGUCUCUCCACACCUCUGUGGUUCACAGACAGACACUCCAGGGCCGACCCCCUCUCAAGGCUGGGUGCUGGCCGGUGCUUGACGGGCUUUGCAGAAUCUGCCUGAGGUUCCUUAUUUAUUUUCUCCAGAAUGGAGCACAGGCCGGCGCUAGGGCAGGCAGCACUGAGGGCCUCCUGGGGGGUGAUGCUCCCAGGGUUAGGGCACUUGUGGGAGAAGAGGGUGGGUUGAAGGGUGGGGGGGUA
Molecule: messenger RNA, 1669 nt
Organism: Echinops telfairi (small Madagascar hedgehog)
Lineage: Eukaryota; Metazoa; Chordata; Mammalia; Afrosoricida; Tenrecidae
Gene: TBC1D10A
Product: TBC1 domain family member 10A
Exons: 9
Source: RefSeq, a predicted model, not a curated record